AUGUUACGUUUAACUAUAUUCAGUACAAUCGUAUGUAUCUGUUUAAUAAUUGUUGAUUUAUCUUCUCAAGCAUCAUUUCUUCUGCCUUGUGAUUGCGGAUUUUUUGUUUCAAACAAAUGUACACAAUCAAAUCUUCCACGAAAAUCACAAUCGGAUGCAUGUAGUACAGACUAUUGUCUUUCAAUUCGAUUGAAUAAGUAUCGUAAUGCAGAUCAACAAAGACAAAUGAGUAGCGAAGAUAAACGAAAUACAAUUAUAGUUGAAUUGAAUAAAUUAACAAAAGCAUCAAUUAGAUGGUUACAAAAACGAGAUAAUUGUGGUUUAUUGGAAAUAUUUAUUGAAUAUGAAUAUGCACGGAGGUUUUUAACAAAAGGAGCAAAGAAAUUAGUAAAACGUGUUUUUCGUCAAACGCCACCAAGUAAAAAUCAACUUCAUAUUUGUACACAUGUUAUUGCUCAAUGGACAUAUGAUGCCCUUCGUUCAAAUAUGCCAUCAGGUACAUUGGUACGAGGAGAUGCUGCACAUAAAAGUCAAGGUGCUAGAAUUGAUAAUCAAAGUGGCGUUGUUCGACAUAAUAAUAUGAAUUAUUAUAAUAUUCAAGUUCAAAUGUUUGGGGAUACAUUUGCUACUGUAAUGGUACCAGCUGCAGUCAAUAUUGGCCGUCGUAAAAUACGAAAUGCACUUGUUGAAAGUCUCAAAAGAAAUAAACAAGUUAUCAUUUCUCCAGGAAGUACACGACAAAAUUCCUGGUGGCUUGGAGUAAUGUCUGCUGUCGGUGGUAUUAUCGCAUUAUUGGCAGCAUAA
Rotaria sordida is the source of this 804-nucleotide messenger RNA. Lineage: Eukaryota; Metazoa; Rotifera; Eurotatoria; Philodinida; Philodinidae. The record is from the annotation of a GenBank genome assembly.